This is a messenger RNA of Nymphaea colorata (pocket water lily), 1402 nucleotides long. RefSeq names its product ethylene-responsive transcription factor ERF104-like. Gene Ontology annotation, biological process: ethylene-activated signaling pathway; regulation of DNA-templated transcription. The transcript has a single exon. Gene Ontology annotation, molecular function: DNA-binding transcription factor activity; DNA binding. Lineage: Eukaryota; Viridiplantae; Streptophyta; Magnoliopsida; Nymphaeales; Nymphaeaceae. The record is from RefSeq and is a predicted model, not a curated record. The coding region runs from base 188 to 1195 and encodes 335 amino acids.
GUACGGUGGAGGAAGCUUCCCUCUUUCGGCGCAGCACCACCACCUAUUUAUGGCUCCUCCGCGACCUUCCACUCUUCAUCACUCCUCCUCCUCCUCUUCUCCACACUCCUCCCUCCUCACUCUUCUGAUCAGUCCAAAAAAUUCCGUCCUUUCUCUGCUAUUCGAUCGCCGAAAUCCCCACUGAUCAAUGGAAGGCUUUUCUGAUUCCGAUCGUCUCCUUCUCGAGAGGAUCAGUCGUCACCUGCUCGGCGACUCUUCGCCUUGCGUCUCGUUUCCUGCCGACGACCUGUUGGAUUCCCGUCCAAGAGAGAGUGUAGUGGUCGGAGGCUUUUGUGGUUUUCCGGUACAAACUAGUGGUUUUGAGAAGAUGACCGACGCCCCCGGCGUUUCGGAGUUUGAUAUUGACGACCUUUUGGGUGAAUUCGGUGAUUUUGAUGGCUCCUGCUCCGGUACGUCGGAAUUUAGUGAUGCGAACAUCGACAAAUCCGACGCCUGCUCUGCGGAAAUCCUCGAGCCGAAAGUGGAGAUCUUCGACGUGUCUUUCAGCGCCGGCUGUUUCGGUGAGAGCCAUGGCUUCCACUCGCCGGUCUCCGAGCAAAAGAUCGUCCUCCCGAGCGCUGCUCCUCCGGCCACCGUUGGAGUCAAAUGCCGCCGACCUCCGUCGCUGAACUUCUCCCAACCACGACCGGCACCCGAGCUGUCGGGGAACCGUGUGGACGUUGAGGAGCCGAGUAGGCGCUACCGAGGAGUGAGGCGCAGGCCAUGGGGGAAGUUCGCCGCGGAGAUCCGGGAUCCGGCGAGGCAGGGCGCUAGGGUUUGGCUGGGAACUUUCGACACCGCGGCCGAAGCUGCCCGGGCCUACGACCGGGCUGCGUUCGAGAUGAGGGGGAGGAAGGCCAUUCUCAACUUCCCGCUCGAGGCCGGCGUUGGCAUGGUGUGCGGGAUCGACGGGGCUGGAACGAAGAGGAAGGAAGACAAGAAUGACAGUAGAGAGGCAGAGCUCCCGGCGACGAAGAAGGGGAGGCACGACGUGCCGGAGAGCUACGAACUAAAGGCUGUUGUCCACGACGCCGCGCCACUGACGCCGUCCAUUUGGUCGAGCCUGACGGAUGUGAAGGGGAUCUUCUCCAUCCCUCCCUUGUCACCGUUGUCGCCGCACCCGUUCUUGGGACAUCCCCAGCUUCUGGUCGUCUAACUUACAAACUCCCGCAGGACAUGUUCGACUGGGAAAAAUUUUCCAUCAUUGUCUCCCAACAACUUCAGAAUGAUCAAAAUGGCGCUGCCACUCAUGAUCAGCACCAACAGUUCCCCAAUUGGAGCACAUGAAACUGUUAGUUUGUAAAAACGAAAUGUACAUAUAACAAUUCUUUCCAAUUGAAUUAAUGAAUCGGUUUCUUCUCAA